Messenger RNA from Desarmillaria tabescens, 1584 nucleotides. RefSeq lists its product as uncharacterized. Lineage: Eukaryota; Fungi; Basidiomycota; Agaricomycetes; Agaricales; Physalacriaceae. The transcript is spliced from 11 exons. Bases 447 to 1391 code for a protein of 314 amino acids. The record is from RefSeq and is a predicted model, not a curated record.
UAUGACGUCUUGACCCAGGCUUUGACCAAAGCAAAAAAUGUCGGGAUCCCCUUCAAGGGUAGAGCCGACGUAUUUUGCUGUGGUCAAAAGGCUCUGUCGAAAUUUCAUCUAUACUCCAAUCGGUUCCAUCGCAUUUUGACCGGCGCGAGUCACCUGCCAGGAGUGAGAAAGGCUCCAUGUACCUGCUUAGAGCUCAUUCUGGGGGCGGUUUGAAUAAAGAUCAACUUGAUAUCAACUCGCCUGACAGUAAUUCUUCUGCUUUCACCUCAUGCGGAGAAUUCCUCCGAACCGUGGUGUGGGAUUAUCAUAAAAGUUAGUUUGAUGGAAUCAAUGCGCUGAUCACGGAUGAACAUGGCGGUUGUCUUCUUUUUCUCAGAUGAUUGUCACUUAGUAUAUAUGUGCAGGUUCUUUCCUAUCAGGACCGGUAAGACAACCCCAGACACAACAUGAUGUUGCCCGUCCCCCCAGGCUAUCCCAUAGAAAAACUGACUGGACCUAUGAUCGUUGCCUCCCUCUUGCACUGGGGACUCUUUGGGACUCUUUCUGUGCAGCUUUAUUUGUACUAUCUGGCAUUUCCAAAUGACAGAAAUUUCACGAAAUACCUCGUCUAUGGCAUCUACAUUGUCGAGAUCGUUCAGACGAUGUUCGUCACCCACGACGCCUUUGCAGUGUUCGGUUACGGCUUCGGGGAUCUCAUAGCCCUCACUGACAUGCAUUUUAAUUGGUUCGCUGUCCCUAUCAUGAGCGGUGUUGUUGCUUGUGUCGGCCAGGUCUUCUAUGCGUAUCGAAUCUUCAUAUUGUCAAAGUCUCAAAUUGUUCCUAUAUUUGUCACCUGUCUAUCCUUGACCAGCUCUGUAGCAUCCAUAAUCACAGGCGUCUACUCUUUCGAAGCGGGUAACAUUAUUGAACUCAAUAAGAGGAAAGUUAAUAUCGCGGUCGGGAUUUGGUGUGGUGCCUCUGCCCUGUGUGAUAUUGUCAUCGCUAUCUGUAUGACGUACUACCUCAUGCGUAGCAGUACCAAUUUCCGUCGCACACAAAUCCUGCUCACAAAGCUAAUUCGUCUCACUAUUGAGACGGGAUCCGUGACAGCUGCUGUCGCUCUGGUCACUGUGACCCUCUUUUUUGCGUUCCCUCAUCAGACCUUCUACACCACACCUGCCUUGCUCAUACCCAAGUUGUAUGCUAACACCGUCUUCAUGGUGCUGAAUUCGCGAAUGCGGAUUGUGGGCGGACGGGAUACUUAUACGUCUGCAACUGACAUGAGCAUCCCGACAACUAUAUUACGAGAUACCAGUUCCCAGUCAACACAAGACACACGGCAGACGGAAGCACGGGCGUCAGUUGUCGUGAUGUCUAAGGAGGUAUCCAACGAUGAUUGUGAAAUGGGGUGAAUGACCAAAGCACCGGCUACACCACGUAACAAUCAGAGUACAUCCUUUGAGUAAAAACUAUGCUGGAACCCGCCUUAGUUUAUUUAUCUUGUCUGUUGUAAUGAACGUCAAUACCAUAUGAACCUACGUGGCUGAUGUCCGUCCUGCUCGAUUUGAGCUUAUCGUCCCCCAUCUUCACAUGCAAAUUCCGCCG